This is a messenger RNA of Drosophila guanche, 1430 nucleotides long. RefSeq lists its product as uncharacterized. The transcript has 2 exons. Lineage: Eukaryota; Metazoa; Arthropoda; Insecta; Diptera; Drosophilidae. Bases 129 to 1430 code for a protein of 433 amino acids. The record is from RefSeq and is a predicted model, not a curated record.
AAUUGCAAUUUUUGUCCGAUCCAUUUUGGGGGAGAUUUUCUGUUUGUUUACCGUUCUUGACUCGAUGUAUAAAUAACCAAGAGACUAGGGAACACAUUUUAGUCCGUCUCACGUCCAGAUCUUAGAACAUGCUGCAGCUUUCGGUGGAACGAGGUUUGGCACUGCUGCCGCUGUUGAUGUUGCUGGGUCUUUUCGCAAGUCUAGAGGCAGCCCCAUCUCCAUCGACUGAAGGAAGUAAGAAGAGCCGGCCGGAGGAGCUGGUUCGUGUCUACAGCAUAAACGCAGAGCAGUACGCGAGGGUUCUCCAGCUUACCCGGGGCAAGAAUGUGAUAUCCGAGGCGCGGCUGAUCAACGGUGGCUUUGCCACGGUCGGCGACAGCCUCAGCUCCGGCUGGCACUCUCUGCUGCGGAUCGUGGGGCUCACCACGCUGAGCAAGACCGUUGAGGAUCAAAAGGUCGACUUCGAUGGCCAGCCCUUGUGCGUGAUCAAGACGAGGGAGGAUGCGCCCAGGGAGGAGGGCUCUCCCCGGAGCUCAUCCACCAACAACCAAGACGAGGAGGAGUCUGCCAUCAACUGCAUUGUGGUGCUCAAAAAGGUACAUGAUCUGGAGCAGUCUACCCCAGAUCAGUACCAGUCGCCAGUAGUUCCUCAAGAGACAGCACCUCAAACGGCAUUAGUUCCUCCAGUGGCAUCAGCAGCCGUAGGAGAGACAGUGGAGCAGGUGGCGGAGCAGAUGGAGGAUCAGGGGCCGGAGCAGGUGCCGGAGCAGGUGCCGGAGCAGGUGGCGGAGCAGGUGGAGGAGCAAGGGGAGGAGCAAGUGGAGGAGCAAGAGGAGGAGCAAGUGGACGAGGAGAUAACCACCGAAGCUCCCCAAAGAUCUAGGUCUAAGUCGAAGAAACAAAACAUUAGCGGUGAAUUCACGACAAACGGCUUUCGGGAUGGCUACGAAGUGCCCCGCCAAUAUGGAGCUGGCUAUCCAGCACCACCGCCGCAAUACGGCGGCUAUUCACCUUAUGGUGGUUAUCCAUACAGCCCUUACAGCCCCCCCGGUGUCGAGGGUGUGCAGCCUUACGGUGCACAGCCAUAUCCACCUUAUGGCCAGUCGCUGUCGCCCUUCCCCCCACAGCAGCCAUUUGGUCUGCAGCAGCCCUUUGGUGUACAGCAACCCUUUGGUGUACAACAACCAGUCGGUGGGCAGCCGCCAAUCGGGAGUCCCUACUACCCUCAGCCAUACUAUGGACAACCCUCACCCAAUCCUUAUGCGCCCUACUCCUACUUCGAACAGACCCAAGCCCAGAAUGAGGUGGAGAUAGCAGAAGCCGACGAUGAUCAGGAUGAAGACGAGGACUCCUAUGAGGCGCAAGAUGAGGAUGAAUACGACCAUGAUAAGAAGUCGAUGAUCUAUUAUAACGAGGUUUACGUUAAUUAA